This is a messenger RNA of Musa acuminata subsp. malaccensis (wild Malaysian banana), 1011 nucleotides long. RefSeq names its product U2 small nuclear ribonucleoprotein B''. Gene Ontology annotation, cellular component: U1 snRNP. Gene Ontology annotation, molecular function: U1 snRNA binding. Gene Ontology annotation, biological process: mRNA splicing, via spliceosome. The record is from RefSeq and is a predicted model, not a curated record. Lineage: Eukaryota; Viridiplantae; Streptophyta; Magnoliopsida; Zingiberales; Musaceae.
UAUAUACUCACGGAAACGAUGGAGGUUAGGGGUUCGUUUACGAUCUUCGUCUCGCUUUCGCGAUGGUGGCGAUGCUUUCCGGCGAUAUCCCUCCGAAUCAAACCAUUUACAUCAACAAUUUGAACGAGAAGGUCAAGAAAGAAGAACUGAAACGGUCCCUCUAUGCUUUAUUUUCUCAAUAUGGAAGAAUUUUGGAUGUGGUGACCCUAAAAACAGCAAAACUUCGAGGCCAGGCAUGGGUGGUCUUUGCUGAAGUUACAGCUGCUAGUAGUGCAGUACGGCAAAUGCAAAGAUUCCCGUUCUUUGAUAAACCAAUGAGGAUACAAUAUGCAAAAACAAAAUCUGAUUGUGUUGCAAAAGCAGAUGGAACUUUUGUUCCUAGAGAAAAGAAGCAGAAGCAAGAAGAGAAAGCUGCUGAAAGGAAACAUCGCACUGACGAGGCACAGCAAUCUGCUUCUGCUUUUAGUGGUCCAAAUGCUCAAACUGGUGGAGUGUCCGCUUCUCAAGCUUCACGCCAAGGAAAGACUGGUUCUCAAGAGCCUGCUGCUGCUCCAAACAACAUUCUUUUCAUCCAAAACUUGCCUCAUGAAACAACAAGCAUGAUGCUCCAAAUCCUUUUCCAGCAGUACCCUGGUUUUAGUGAAGUCCGGAUGAUUGAAGCGAAGCCAGGUAUUGCCUUUGUGGAGUUUGCUGAUGAUGUACAGGCUUCAAUCGCGAUGCAGGCUCUCCAAGGUUUUAAGAUCAGCCCACAAAACCCAAUGGCCAUCACCUAUGCCAAGAAAUGAGGAUGUGUUGGGUGUAAGUUUUGUCUUAGGAUGUCAUGUAAAACAAGUCACAAUGCCGAAUUUCUUCUCAAAAGAAUUAUGUUCAAGGUCACUCGGACUUGAAGAGGUCUUGAAGAGAUUAGUUUACUUUUUGCUGGACAGUUAAUCUCUGCUCCUAUUUGUAUGACUGUACUUCCUGAAAUGGUCUACUACUAUGUUAUACAUGCUUUGGUUGAUGAAUUGUGUA